Thlaspi arvense is the source of this 1129-nucleotide messenger RNA. Lineage: Eukaryota; Viridiplantae; Streptophyta; Magnoliopsida; Brassicales; Brassicaceae. The record is from the annotation of a GenBank genome assembly.
UUUUGUAUAUAUAAGCAAAGCAUUUUUUCCACAUUCGUCUUCUACUUCUUUCCAGAUUCGGAAGAAAAACGACGCUCCCUUACAGAUUCAAUACUUGUUCGUUUACGACCGCUCAACUCUGCGCCAAUGAAGGAUGGCGACACUUUACCUUUAAGCAGUUCUUCCGUCGCGGCGACGACGGCGGUUUCAGCGAACGCGAAGAAGGAAAGCGGUUAUUCCGCCCUCUUUGCGAAAGGCCGGUACAAGUUUUGGGCCCUUGCCGCGAUUCUGCUGCUCGCCUUGUGGUCAAUGCUUACUGGGACCGUGAAUCUCCGGUGGUCAGCCGGGAACAUAAACCAUUUCACCGACGAUCUGGUCUUUCCGAUCCACGAGGAUCUCGAUGUUCUUGAAAUGGAAGAGAGGGAGAAAGUGGUGAAGCACAUGUGGGAUGUGUAUAACAAUGGCCGCCGUAUCAGAUUACCGAGGUUUUGGCAGGAGGCCUUCGAGGCUGCUUACGAGGAGCUUACGAGUGAUGUACCUGGUGUGGUUGAAGCUGCCAUUUCCGAGAUCGCGAGGAUGUCUAUUCGCUCCGUUGUCAUAGAUCCGCCUCCGGUGCAUUCCACGAACGUACGGGAAUUGACAAAGACUCUGAAACUUGCGGACAGAGGAAGAACGACCCAAAUAUCCAAACGAAGCAGCCGUCGUUUGAAAUAGCUAUGGAGCUUCUUAACUUUUGAUUCGCCGGAGCUUUAUCAAAGGUAGUGUAGUCGCCGGCCGGCGUGGCAAUGGCAUAACCAUACAUAUACUUCAUGUCAGAAAGAUCGAUCCCAUCCCCCCUCAAAUAUAUGUCCAUGAUUAGUGUUAUUUUUUCCAAUAGGAGGGGCAUGAUUCAUUCGCUAUCAUCUCUGAAACACAAAAUUUUUGAGCAACUUUCUAGUCUACUGGCUAGUAGUAUUAUUUGAAUGUUAGUAAUGUUUUUUUUUGGGAUUUUAAACUUCAUCUUUCCGCUCUUAAAUUUGCCAAAUUCCCAAAUCCAUCAAAUUCCCAAAAACUUCAGCUAUCUUGUUGAUAAAGUUAACAAGUUCUAAAAUCCAACAUAAUCUGUAACAUUCCAUAAUUGCGAAAUAGCAAAAAAAAAAGAAAAAUCACC